Peromyscus maniculatus bairdii (prairie deer mouse) is the source of this 1093-nucleotide messenger RNA. RefSeq names its product synaptogyrin 4 (gene Syngr4). NCBI's taxonomy places the organism in Eukaryota, Metazoa, Chordata, Mammalia, Rodentia, Cricetidae. Gene Ontology annotation, cellular component: synaptic vesicle membrane; neuromuscular junction. The record is from RefSeq and is a predicted model, not a curated record.
AAAGGGGCGGGACUUAGACGCAGCCAAUCGCCCGGGGAGAACGGAAAAGGCGGGAAAAAGAGGACCCAAAAGGAAGCUGGAGGCGGCGACCCGGAGCAGGAGAGGAGGGCGGGCCAACGGAAGACCCCACCUCCCGGAGGCGAACGCCGGUCCCCGGCCCCCGGAGCAUAGGUGUCCUCUCCUGCAGCGCCCCCGGGGUCUCAGCGCUGCCCGCCGACGUCCCUGCGGGGAGGCCCCUGUGCGGAGAAGGGUGCCGGUCUCUCUUCUCGGGCGGCGCCCGGCUUCCCAGACUGCACAGACCAGACCUCAGACACCAAAGAAGAGCAGCCAGCAUGCACCUUCCCGAAAGCCUGCAGGACCUGGCCGACAGUGAGACAGUGCGUUUUCUGAGGAGACCAAAGAGCAUCUCGAGGAUCUGCGGAGGGGUCUUUUCCCUGGUCAUCUUUUCCUCUCUGCUAACUGAUGGUUACCAGAACAGGACAGAGAAUCCUCAGCUCCGCUGCGUCCUCAACAGCAAUCAUGUGGCUUGUAGCUUUGCAGUAGAAGCUGGCUUUCUGUCCUUCCUCAGCUGCUUGGUCUUCCUUGCCUUAGACGCCCGUGAGAGCCGCAUCACGGGCAGCCGCUUUAAAACAGCCUUCCAGCUCUUGGACUUCAUCCUGGCUGUCCUCUGGGCAGGUGUCUGGUUUGUGGCCUUCUGCUUCCUGGCCAGCCAGUGGCAGCACUCGAAGUCCAAGCAUUUCCUCUUGGGGAACAGCAGCGCCAAGGCGGCCAUUGCCUUUGCUUUCUUCUCCGUCCCUGUCUGGAUAUUCCAGGCCUACCUGGCCUUCCAGGACCUCCGAGACGAGGCUCCAGUCCCCUACAAGCGCUCCCUGGACGAGGGUGGUGUGGUGCUCAACACCCUUUCCCCAUCGUCCACCAUUAGCCCUGUCAACCCUCCCACCACAGGCCCCAACAGCGUGAGUUACAGCAGCUCAGCACUGUCCCCCUACCUGACGGCCCCAAAGGGCCCCCGCCUGGCCAUGAUGCCAGACAGCUGAACAGCCUUACCCACAUCAGUAAAGAGCUCUUCUCCCUCUGAGGGGUUUCUGAGUAA